AUGGAACACGGCAACAACGAUUACUAUUACUCUGUAGAAAUUUCUACUUAUCAAAAUUCACCAAAGAAAAGUUCUUUCAAAAGACAAGUUAUUACGGGUCCUAAUACACCUCCAUUAACACCACCUCGUCAUCAUCGUCCUUAUAAGAGACGUAGUUCUUCAACUUUGCUUGUUAAAAAAUCUGAUGGUGCGAUGGUUAGUUUGUUAAACGAUGAUGAUGAUUCAACUUUAUCUCCUACUUCCUUAUAUUCGGAUGACGAAUCGGUAUUUUCAUCUUCGGUUUCUAGCUGUGGAUGUUCUGACGAUGGUUUGGUCUCUCAUAUAAAUUCACCACAAAGACAACGUGUGCCUCCUUCAAAUCCUUCUCUUACAAAUACUACCACCACAGUAAAUAAACGUAAAUAUAUUUGUCAACAUCCUGAUUGUGGUAAAAGCUUUACUACAAGUGGUCAUCUUGCUCGUCAUAAUAGGAUACACACUGGAGAGAAAAAUUUCCCUUGUUUAAUGCCAGGUUGUACAUCAAAAUUCUCACGUCAAGACAAUAUGAUGCAACAUUAUAGGACGCAUUUAUCUUCUAAAAGUCGACGUGGUUCAAAAGCUGGUAUUCACACACCCCCUCCUCCUCCACCACCACAAACUGAUAUUGAUGAACCUCAAUCAAAGCGUGUUAGAUGUAUGCCUACCCCAACUUCUACACCUAUAACAUCAACGUCAUCUCUUGUUUAUCCUUCAAUGAAUAACUUACCAUCAGUUAGAUCAAUAUUAGAACCUGUUCAAUUACCCCCAAUCCAUUCCAUGAUGCCAUCUGUUAUCUCUUUACCACAAUCUUCUUCACAUCAUAUGAGAAGCGGUAGAAUAGAUAACAUAAACAAUUCUAUUGGGAUGACAAGUUACGUUAGUAUAAUGGGUUAA
Messenger RNA from Dentiscutata erythropus, 912 nucleotides. The record is from the annotation of a GenBank genome assembly. NCBI's taxonomy places the organism in Eukaryota, Fungi, Glomeromycota, Glomeromycetes, Diversisporales, Gigasporaceae.